AUGAAUACCAUGCUUGCAGAUAGAGAAAAGUACCCUUACCAAGUCCCUAUUCCCGUUUGCCCCCACAACAUCAAGUUAGUGCGUUCCGCUGAAUUCUGGCAUUGAAUCGACAUUGACUACUCUUGUUAUUGCGUAGAGAAGAUGAGGACAUAAAGAAAUGCGUUUCACUAAAAGCACUUCGAAUUUUAGACCGCAGGGAUGUCGAGACUGCACUGGAGAUCCACCGAAAAGAGGUCCAGGAUUCCAUUCCAGAUGAGAAAGUGAGCACUACAUUGGUACCCGAACUUGAAUUCAAGUGCUGGAAGAAGAAUGGGCUAUCUCUUUUAAGCCACCCGGUAGGAUUGACAUUCUACCCAAAACACAGCAGCCUUUUUAUAACUAAUCGACUUCUUCAGGCAGUUUUCAUCAUUGACAUGCACUGUCCACUUUAA
Molecule: messenger RNA, 431 nt
Organism: Pocillopora meandrina
Lineage: Eukaryota; Metazoa; Cnidaria; Anthozoa; Scleractinia; Pocilloporidae
Source: the annotation of a GenBank genome assembly